UAGAUGAACCAAUCGGAGACGAAGCUGAUCUGAAAAUGGAACGAUCUAGAAAUAAUCUGGCGUAGGUAGAAGAAGUUCUGUCCAGUUCGUGUCAAAGAUACCCAACCAGGACUGUCAUCGAACUUCAUACAUAUUCUCCAUCUAAUCAUAUCUAGCUUGUGAAAUUAGUAUGUUCAAUAUGAUCUAUUCCAGAUUCAGUAAUGAUUAACCAUUCUAUUACAUAAAUUAUGCUAUACAUAAGAUAACUCGCGAGCUUGUACAUAAUCAUUUUGAUUUUGAGAUGGUUUUUCAUGUUCUCUUCCGUGGUUCAGUUUUAACAAGGAAUCGUAUCUGUCUAUGUUCCUUCCUCUGUUCACGUUUUAUUGUUUAUUCCCAAAUACGACUCGAAGCGCCCUCUAUCUGUUCGAUGAAAUGAAAAUAGACGGGAAAAUGUAAGUAGUUGACCCAAAUUCUAUCUGAUCAGAGAAAUUGAAAGGAAAUAACCGUUGAUUUAUACGGCAUUAGUCCAUUAUUCCUUAUCGUUUGCAUUUUGCUUCAACUAGCAGAUGCUGCAACCGAACACUACCUAAAUCCAUCUAUGUUUUCUCAUUGGGAUGUCAAUAUCUAUCCCUCUUAACAAAUAUGCAAGAUCUAUAUCCUCUUCGUAGGUGUGACUUGUAAAAUUAUUCUUGAGCCCCUACAGUCAUAAUUCCAAAUAUGCUGAAGUCGUGGCCUAUCGGACGGGUUCUACAAUUGGUUACGCAUAUAAAUGUUUGUCUGGAUAAAUUUUCGUAACUUGCAUUAAUGAUAGUCAGUUCCAUGGAUAGGAGUGAGGCGGGAGUUGUAACUUACUGGGGAGAAAACAAAGUUGUGGCUUUGAAAUCUCCGGAGAUCGUUGUCCACUCUAGUACUUCAGGAAUGUCUCUGAACUCUCAGAAUCAAGGAAACCUAGUUGCUCCAACUAGUCCCUAUUUGAUUCGAUGAUCCUGCAGCGUUGGAUCGGUAUUCUUUAAUCACAUCAAAGAACUAGAGGUUGAAGACUUAUAGCAAUCGCCCUCACCGUAUCAUAAACUGAAGCCAAAGGACACGUAAACGUGGUGAUGACGAAAUGGUGGAGUAAGAGUGAAAUCAGGGCAGUGGAUUUGCAUUUCGUAAUGGAAAAUUUUUAAGAGGUAUAAUUAUUUUACACAUUAUUUUAAUACUUGUUUGGGAUGCUUACAUAUAGUUCUGCCUUUGGGUCACCCAUCUUUCAGCGUCACCCAUUUUGUGUAGCUAAAAACACCAGAAAACCCCAUAUUAGUUCCCACGUACCUUUCACAACCCAUGGUGGAGCCCUCAACCUUCUCCUGUUUAACCCUGCCUGUUUAGUUCUCCCUGUUUUUUAAUUUUCUCUCUUUGCAUGAUUUUAUUGCACAUAUAUGUAAUUAAUAAUUUAGGCAAGAAAGGGAGAGGGCUUUAUAUAAAGGUGGGUGGGGAGUGGGGCUUUUGGGUCAUUACUCAUUACAAGCUUGUGUUGGUAAGACUUUUGCAUUAGUGUGGGAAAUUGCAUUGUUAGCUUGGUAGUGUUGUUGUUUGUGCAAGUGGUAUGGGGAGGCAACCCUGCUGUGACAAACUUGGGGUGAAGAAAGGUCCAUGGACUGCAGAGGAAGACAAGAAGCUCAUCAACUUCAUUUUCACCAAUGGCCAGUGUUGUUGGCGUGCUGUGCCAAAGCUUGCUGGCCUUAGGCGUUGUGGCAAGAGUUGUCGCCUUCGUUGGACUAAUUAUCUUCGCCCAGACUUGAAGAGAGGACUCCUCACACAAGCAGAGGAGCAACUUGUUAUUGAUCUCCAUGCCCGUCUUGGCAACAGGUGGUCCAAAAUUGCUGCCAGGUUACCCGGAAGAACAGACAACGAGAUUAAAAACCAUUGGAACACACAUAUCAAGAAAAAACUCCUGAAAAUGGGUAUUGAUCCCGUUACUCAUGAACCUCUCAUUAAACAAGCAGCAUCUCAGGAUAGUUCACCCUCCCCCUCAGAGCAUUUGCCACAGCCUGAGAAUAACCUCGAUCAGGUGAAAGAAACUGAUGUGGUUCUCAACUCAGAGGAGAAUUCAAGUUCAUCCCAAGCUGAAAAUUCAUCUGGGGAUGAUUCACUUUUGCUAGAUAGUAUUUGCAGUGACGAUUCUCUGUUAAACACCCUGUGGCUGGAUGAAACUCCUCUGAUGGAAGCAUUAUGGGACACAACACCCAAACUAGAGAAUAAUACUAAUAGUAACACGGGUUUGGUACCAUCGUGGGAGGACAACUGUGCUUGGUUAUUGGACUGUCAGGACUUCGGUAUUCAUGAUUUUGGGUUUAACUGUUUCAACGAGAUAGAGUCAAAUGCACUGCAUACCAUAGAAAUGAAGGACGAGGAGCAUUAACUACACGCAUGCAGUAGUAGAUCUGGUGAAGGGAAUUAAUUGUCUACGAAACAAAGAAUCAGGGUAAAAUAUCAAAUCUAUUAAUGUGACCAAAUACCACGGGCUCAAAUUUAUGUUCUUGGUGUUCAACUUUAUCUACCUAGUAUUUUGCUGAAUGUUCUCGGAAGGUGGAAGGUGAACGUCUCCUCUUCUGAGGUUCCUCGCCAACCAAAUCACAAAAUUGAUGGCAAACCAAAACCAAAUCAACAAAAUGCCACAGUACAUACUUACAUGAGCAUUUUCAACUCAGUUGUUUAGAAAAAGAAUCAUCAAUAAAAACAUUAUUUUAAUAUAGAGUACAAACAUGGUUUCUUUAAAAUUGAAAAAAGUUUCUUGGUAACUUUUUUCAGCUUUGAGAAAGCCAUAUUCAUGAAGUUUGAUUAAAAUACUGUUUUUGUUGUGUAAGAAGUUUUCAUUUGAGAUAUGAUGUGUUUAUGUGUAUGAUAGGGACAACACAAAGGGAAAAUGUCCAGUGAGUUGGGAAACAUAUUGUACAAAGAAGUCUACUUUAAAAAUAAUGAUAAAACUUUCUGUGACUACAAGUUCAGUUGUAUUCUUUCAUUUCCCGUUUUCUGUCACAUUAGAAAUAGAUAGAUGGAGGAAAGAGAAGUCAGAUAAGUAAUAGGUAGAGAUUAUUAAUAACCACCACCUUUGGGACAAUGAAUG
This is a messenger RNA of Vigna radiata var. radiata (mung bean), 3085 nucleotides long. Its product is annotated as transcription factor MYB8. The record is from RefSeq and is a predicted model, not a curated record. Lineage: Eukaryota; Viridiplantae; Streptophyta; Magnoliopsida; Fabales; Fabaceae. Bases 1565 to 2380 code for a protein of 271 amino acids. The transcript is spliced from 2 exons.